AGCUUGAGGCAGAUCUUGGGGCAAGACGAUGGUAUAGCGGGCCGGGGAGCUGCGAGAUGCUCCUGGGGUUUCGUAGGGGAGGAGGGAGCGGAGAGCGUGUAACAUGGUAGUGCUGCACCAGUGCUCACAGCUGGAUGGGGUUUCAUCUCCCUCCACUCUCUUUUUCUCGUUUUUAGGAGUCAGAGUGUGUAACCACCUUUGCCCACCAGACUGUGGAAUAUGAAAUUGCCCCUGCACAUGGUUAUGAGCUUUAGGGUAUCAGAAUUACAAGUCCUCUUGGGCUUUGCUGGAAGGAACAAAAGUGGAAGGAAGCACGAACUGCUCACAAAGGCAUUACAGCUGCUUAAAUCUGGCUGCAGCCCGGCUGUUCAGAUGAAAAUUAAAGAACUGUACCGGCGGAGGUUCCCAAGGAAGAUCUUAACCCCUUCAGACUUGUCAAUGCUCCACAUUCAGGCAGGGCAGCUGCCCUCUGCCACUGCACUGACUCAGGGCACGGUGUGUCAUUUGCCCUAUGAGCACAGCUCAGCGGCGACCGCGGUGCCGGCAGCUAUGCUGCCUCCCGUGCCUAUGCUGGGACCCAAGCACGAGACAGACGUUCAGCACUUAUCGCCACCCAUCCACCCAGUCCACCCAGAUGUCAAGAUGAAGAGGCUGCCCUUCUACGACAUUUAUGAUGAGUUGAUAAAACCUACCACGUUAGCAUCAACAAACAGUCAACGGUUUGAAGAAGCUCACUUCACCUUUGCUCUAACCCCUCAGCAAGUUCAGCAGAUCCUCACCUCCCGGGAUAUCUUACCAGGUGCCAAGUGCGAUUACACUAUACAGGUACAAUUAAGGUUCUGCUUGUGUGAAACCAGCUGUCCCCAAGAAGAUUACUUCCCUCCUAAUUUAUUUGUCAAGGUCAAUGGAAAACUCUGUCCCCUGCCUGGUUAUCUGCCACCUACAAAAAAUGGUGCUGAGCCGAAACGACCGAGCCGCCCUGUCAAUAUCACUCCGUUAGCGCGACUUUCGGCGACUGUCCCGAACACGAUUGUAGUGAACUGGUCCUCAGAGUUCGGCAGGAACUACUCUCUAUCAGUUUACCUGGUGAAGCAGCUCACUUCGGUAACCCUGCUUCAGAAGCUAAGAGCCAAGGGCAUCCGAAAUCCAGACCAUUCACGAGCCCUGAUCAAGGAAAAACUAACAGCUGAUCCUGACAGUGAGAUAGCUACAACAAGCUUACGAGUUUCCCUCAUGUGUCCACUGGGUAAGAUGCGGCUGAUUGUGCCCUGCCGAGCCAUUACAUGCACCCACCUCCAGUGCUUUGAUGCAGCCCUCUACCUUCAAAUGAAUGAGAAGAAACCCACGUGGACUUGUCCAGUGUGUGAUAAGAAAGCCCCCUAUGACAACCUGAUAAUUGAUGGGUUGUUCAUGGAAAUCCUGAACUCCUGCACAGACUGCGAUGAGAUACAGUUCAUGGAGGAUGGCUCCUGGUGCCCCAUGAAGCCGAAGAAGGAGAACCAGGAGGUGUGCCAGACAUCUGCGUUCAGUGGGAUCGAGGCCAGCUCCCUUUACACUGUGAGCUCUGAGGGCAAGAGCUCCUCUGAGGGCAAAAAGAAAGUGGAGGUUAUUGAUCUCACUCUGGACAGCUCGUCGGAUGAGGAGGAGCCACCUGCCAAGAAGCAGUGCCCGAUCUCCAGCAUGGCUCUUCCGGCAGCAGCCGGGCCCAAGGGGGUGUUAAGUAUUGAUCACCAGCCGUCUUCUGUGCUUCGAAGUCCUCCCAUGGCAGCUCUUAGCAGUGACUAUCUCUCCAACCUCCCCAUUCCUGACUACCACCCUUCAUACCAGGUGCCAGCCGAGCUUCAAGGUCUGGAUUUGUUUUCCUUCCUUCAAAGUGAAAACCAGCAUUACAGCCCUUCCGUGAUCACCUCCCUGGAUGAGCAGGAUACGCUCAGCCAUUUCUUGCAGUACAGAAGCACGUCUAGCCACUUCAUGAGUAUGAAUCCCCUGGCCCCUGUGAUGGCAGGAUCUCACAGUGCUGUCAGCCCGGCCAGCAGCCGCAUCAGCAGCAUCGUCUCCACCAGCGCGCUGCGGGAGAGCCAUGGACACAACGGCACAAUAAGUAGCAACGCCGCACUCCCGGGCUGCAGGCCAGACAUCAUUUCGCUGGACUAACCCCACACCCAGCCCAUGCUGGUGGCUGUUAGUCCCUCUGCCAGGGAGGGGAGACAAGGGCAGGUUUCCAGGAGCUGCUUUAGGACUGGUUUCCCUGUCUGGGAUUGGAAGGACCUGACUGCUAACCAUUCAGUUGUGUCUCUCCUCUCUUGAUUGAGGCAUUUUUCCCCGAGGAGCCAGGGCCCCCCAGGCCUUGGGCUGGUGGUUUCCAGUCUACCUAUGUUAAGAAGGAUGUGUCCUGCAGCUGUAUGUGUGCAUGCACACACGCCUUAGCACGCUGGGAUGGGGGCUGGGGAGUGCCUCUUUCCAAGGGGUUAAGCAAACCCCCUGACUUUAAAGUAUUUUAAAACCAUUUAUAUGAUGUAGGAUUCUGCUACAGGUAUCCAAGUACUGAUAAUGAUAAUUCACCUGCCCCCUUUUCCGCUGGAGCAGUGCCUGCUGGCCAGAAGCAGGGCAGUGCAUCCUGCUCUCUUCCCUCCUCCAACUGCACCAAAUCCCAUGUGGCCCCUCACUUGCUGGUGAGGCUGGAUCUGGGGUCUUGGGACUGUUCCUGCCUUGAUGGUUGUCCUCAUUCCCCAGCCUUCCCUGGAAGGAAAAGGAGCUCCAGCCUGGUGCUGGGGCAGCGAAGGGCUGGGAAGGAGGUAGGUAAGACUGCGGUGAUGCUCUUGGUGUGCUACAUCGCGGUGCCAACCCGCUCAGGGCUGAACGAACCGACUGGCUGCGAAAGGGACGCUGCGACUGAGCCCUGCUCCGAGGAUCCUCGAUCCCGAGGGCGUGAGGUGCGGGCGGAUGUUUGCCAGCCGAAGCCGUGACCACAGCGGAUAGGCCCCUGUGAGGAGCCCAGGCUGACGGGGCAGCUUCCUCUCAGCUCAAAAUCCAUCUCUAAUCCAAGAGCCAGAGGCCCGAAAGGGACUGCGGAUCUAGUCUGAGCCCUGCCCCGAAGCAGGAUCUCUACCAGUGUCACUCCUGACAGACGCUUGCAUUGUCUGUGCUUAGAGGGGGGAAGGUAUGACCUUCCUGCAAAACUUGCUUCCCAAGCCCUGACUGUAAAUUACUCGUUAUUUUUAAAGGAACAAGGUGGUGGGGGAGAGAGCAGACCUGAGCAGGGCUGUGUGCGAGGAGAUGGGUCACGUGCUCGUUGGGUGAGUGACCCAGGAAGGAAACCACCCCCAGCCCUGUACGAUCAGCCAUGUCCCCGGCUGCAGUUUCACCUAUGGCUCCUGCCGGAACUUGCCGUUUUGUGGAUUUGGGGAGGGUUAGUGACCGAGACAGAGCCAUGAGGGGCUCUGGAGAAGACAUUACAAGUACCCUGGCCACGCUGUUGCCUUCUGCCCGUCCCUUUCUAGUGACGUUGGGCUUGGUGCUGUCUCAAUUGUAAUUAUGAUGGUUUGUUUGUUUUUUUUAAUGUAGAUUUGUUUUCCUCCUUUUAACUAUUUCCAAUACAGACCUGUACAGAGAACAAAUAGAUUAUCUAUAUUUUCAGUUGCAGCUUUUUUGUACAUAUAAAACUCCAAAGAAUUCCCUGUUUCUGUAUCUAUGUGAGGACUAAAUGAAGGUUGUGUUGUCUCCACCGGGGAUAACACUUCACCCAUUGCACAAAUUAUUUAUGUAUUUAAAUGUAUACUUUAGUUUGUAACCUUUAUAGCAUUGUACCUGCUGCUUUGUGAGCGUCCUGCCUAAGCGGGGGCUGGCCAGGCUAUGCCAUGUCCCUGCUGCCACGCGCAUCUCCUGAUUUCUGCAGCACGAGGCACAUGGGUGUUGCGCAAGGCAAGGCCAGGCCGGAGAGUGGAGAGGUAUCACAUGUAGCAAUUUUUGGCACCUUUUUUUUUUUUUUUUAACUGCUCCAUUACUGAAGGUAAAAGCAGAGCGCCUUCCCAUGCCUGUGGGGAGGGACGGGGGAGCAGCGUGCAGUAUUCUGCUUGGACAGUUCCCUAUUUCUUGUAUCGUAACCACAGUAAAUAUUUCGAUGCAAUAAAGUCGUAAAUCCCAAG
Messenger RNA from Struthio camelus australis, 4145 nucleotides. Lineage: Eukaryota; Metazoa; Chordata; Aves; Struthioniformes; Struthionidae. The record is from RefSeq and is a predicted model, not a curated record.